AUGGCACUGGCAUCCAUAGCCAUAGCAUCAUCAAAUCCCCUCUACUCUUCUCUAACUUUACCAACUUCCAGAGGAAGAGGAGGAGGCAGCAGCACAAGGAGAAGAAGGACCCAUUGUCUAAAGAUUACUGGGUCCAGUCUCGCUGGUGGCUCUGCUCUUUUCCAAGCAGCCCACCACACUGUGGAUACAUACAUUAAAAGUGGUAUGGUUAUUGGGUUGGGGUCUGGCCAAGCUUCUGAUAUGGCCAUACAGUAUAUAGGUCUGCAACUUGGUGCAGGUGCUCUAAAAGAUAUAGUGGGGAUACCAAUGUCCAUAGCAUGUGCAAGUGAGGCGGCAAAGGCAGGAAUUCCAUUGGGUCACUAUGAGUAUUGUUCUCAAAUUGAUUUUGCAUUUGAUGAUGCUGAUAUUAUAGAAGAAGGAACACUUAUAUCUGUCAUUGGGCGAACAAGAAAUCAGGGAGAGGAGUCCAUAAUCCAAGAGAAGUCUAUACUAAACGCAGCCAAUAAGCUUGUGUUCAUGAUCACAGAAAACCAGUACAAAAGUGGUCCGGAUGGUUCUAUUCCAGUUUUAGUGAAUUCUCUCAACUGGAUGCAAGCUGCUGAAGAGAUUGAUGACCUUUUUUUAGGUGAUGCAGAGGUAUGGAGGAGACCAUCAAUUGGGAUCGCGGGUCCUAAGGGGGGUGACUUCCCACUAGUCACCAAAGAAGGCCAUAAUGUUCUUGAUGUCAUAUUUACAUCUCCAAUACUAAGCCUCAAUGAAGUAUCGAAAAGCCUUGAUGAAGUUGAUGGGGUCAUAGACCAUGGAAUCAUUUCCAAGUUCCCAUGCACAGCAGUAAUUGCUUCAGAAAGUGGGCUGUCUGUUGUUGAUAAUCUGCCAAAGAAUGCUGUAAAGGAACCCUAA
Molecule: messenger RNA, 900 nt
Organism: Prunus armeniaca (apricot)
Lineage: Eukaryota; Viridiplantae; Streptophyta; Magnoliopsida; Rosales; Rosaceae
Source: the annotation of a GenBank genome assembly